AUGCGGCCGGUCGACGUCACGCCAGUCACAGCUGCUCGACUACUGUCCACUGUUUACAAGCGCGUGAAGAUCGCCGCGCCAGCGAAAUUCCGUGCAGGUGAUACGGUGCGCGUGAGCAAGUAUAAAACCGUCUUCGCGAAGGGCUAUACGCCGAAUUGGACCACGGAGGUGUUUAAGGUAGCGAAAGUACAACGGACCAAUCCCGCGAAGUACUUGUUGGAGAACUAUCGCGUUAAUCCGAUCUCCGGCGGCUUCUACGAGCACGAGUUACUCAGAGCCCGUCAUCCGGACGUUUAUCUCGUGGAAAAGGUGCUGCGGCGAAGAGGAAACGAUGUGUACGUCAAGUGGCUCGGAAUGGACGCGUCGCAUAAUUCUUGGAUCAAUAGGGACAAUGUGCUGUGA
Messenger RNA from Ooceraea biroi (clonal raider ant), 402 nucleotides. RefSeq lists its product as uncharacterized. Lineage: Eukaryota; Metazoa; Arthropoda; Insecta; Hymenoptera; Formicidae. The record is from RefSeq and is a predicted model, not a curated record.